Molecule: messenger RNA, 1595 nt
Organism: Solea solea (common sole)
Lineage: Eukaryota; Metazoa; Chordata; Actinopteri; Pleuronectiformes; Soleidae
Gene: cbx5
Product: chromobox homolog 5 (HP1 alpha homolog, Drosophila)
Exons: 5
Coding region: 215-820 (201 amino acids)
Biological process (GO): chromatin organization; negative regulation of transcription by RNA polymerase II
Cellular component (GO): pericentric heterochromatin; nucleus
Molecular function (GO): chromatin binding
Source: RefSeq, a predicted model, not a curated record
CGGGUACGUUCAUUGUGCGCCUUAAACGCGCGCCAAGCGCACAGCAGCUUUAUGUGGACUAGGCUAAAUGCUAAAGUAGCCUCAGCGUUGGUCGUUCAGUCUACAUAUCCCCGAAACAAAACGUGCCAUCGCUGCGGAUAACCGGCGGUCCACGCACCCAAAAGGGAAGUACCUCUGGCCUGCAACAGCGUAGUGUUAAACAACAAACUUUGCAAUGGGCAAAAAGUCUCGCGAAGAUGACUCCUCAUCCUCUGAUGAAGAAGAAUAUGUUGUGGAGAAGGUGCUGGACAGGAGGGUGGUGAAAGGCAGAGUUGAGUUCUUCCUGAAGUGGAAAGGAUACUCGGAGAAGCACAACACAUGGGAGCCAGAGAAGAAUCUGGAUUGCCCUGAGCUUAUCUCAGAAUUCAUGAAGACCUACAAGAAAAGCAGUAGCACCAGUGGAAGCUCAACGCCUAGCAGUGGGGGCAAAACAGGCAUGCCCUCCUCAGGACGACCCAAAGACUCAAGUAGCUCAAAGAAGAGAAGCUCAGAUGAUGAGGAGGAGGAAGGUGGAAGUAAAUCAAAAAAGAAAAAGGAGGAUGACAUUCUUGUUGCGCGUGGAUUUGAAAGAGGACUUGAGCCAGAGAAGAUCAUCGGAGCAACUGACUCUUGUGGGGACCUAAUGUUUCUUAUGAAGUGGAAAGAUUCUGAUGAGGCUGAUCUUGUGCUUGCCAAGGAGGCUAAUCAUAAGUGCCCUCAAAUCGUCAUAGCCUUUUAUGAGGAACGUCUCACCUGGCAUGAAGACGGUGACAAGAAGGAGAAGGACGCUGUCAGUGCAUGAGUGUGUUACCUCAGGAGGAAAUGGGACCUCCUGUCCUCUUCUGCAGGGACAAGCUUGAUUCAGACAUUUUUCACACCCAACCUCCCACCGCUCCUUUUUACCAUGUCCAACAACAGAGCACAAGGGCCCCAGACUGCUGAGAUGAAUCCAUCUGACAGGAGGAAAAGCUAUAGGGGACAAGGGUGAAAUGUUACUGGGGGAGGGUUCCUGCUGUUCUGUCUGUAUUCUUUUACCAUCUUUUUUUUAAUGUCAUUACACAUCUUAUUUUAGUUCUUACAGGAUGUGAUUUAAGUUGGUAAUUAUGCAUCUUCAUGUGCAGGUGGUCAUGUCUAAAGAAAAUAGUCUUGAGGGCUAGCGUUGGUACAAACUGGGCAUGAGCUUGUCCUCAAUGGGUGCACAAUUCCUGACCAAAUUCAAGCAGUGCACCCCCCUACAUUCAAGAACCCAGUUAUGAGCCUGUAGUAUUGAUAUUCAGUAAAGCCACAGCAGCAUUUUCUCACUGUAUAAUCACCUCCUUUUUUUUUUUUUUUUUCGUAGAUUUUCGAUUUGUACCGUCUCCUGGGGUAUAGUAACUUUUAAGUUUGCAAAAUUGCAGGGGACACCGGCCAAUCAUUGUCCAAUAAUGUAGUGAUGAUAUCCUUCAUUUUAUAAAUGUGUUUUGGUUUUUUUUUAAUCCAAGUUUUUAUGAAUUGUAAGGUGUGUUUUUAAUUUCUUUAUGCUAUCACCAGUUGACGAAAAGGACAAUAAAACAGUUCACAGAGUUUUGUACCUGGUU